UUUUAAUAGAGUUUUAGAUUAUAAACAGCAUUGCAUCAUCAUACUUUUUGGUCAAUUUUUGAUUUUCUAAAUAUUCUUUAGUUUUGACAGACAAAGAGUUUUAAUCGUUGGCUGUUUCAAGGCUAGAUUGGUUAAAAUGAUCACAUUUCUCAAAUAAACCACUGAAUUAAUUGUGAUUCGCUUUACACUUAAAAUAUCACUGGGAUUCCAGAUGAUACUAAUUUCUCACAGCACUUCAUUACAUUGUAGUUUUCAUUUUUCUUUUUUUAAACUCACAAACUAACACAGCUCAGCAUAGGAAAAAGAGACAAGCAACCAAACAUUGUGCUUUCCUAAAGUGCAGAUGCAAAUGAGGUCUGUCUGUCUUAUAGACAACUCAGUCUUUGACUUUUCUUGCCUGUGCAGAGGCACUUACAAAGGCCUUUGCUGAGGAGAAGGAUCACACAUAGUUACAGUCUCAAGGAAAAACACGACAGACAAAGAAAGGUGUGGGAGGUAAAGCAACCUUCAGCUUCUACAGAGAUCCUGCAGUUAUGAUAGCAAUUUCAUCAUGUUUUAGUUAAACUAAUAUCUGUGAAAUCAAUUUUCCAACCUAAAAAAGGAUCAGCCAGACACCAGAUGUAAAGGGAAUGUUUCAAAAUGGUGCUGGAACAGACAGAGGUGGAGAAAACCGGAGUAGUCACCAAAAUCAGUACCAAGAGGAGAACUGUUCAACCUUUUGCAGCAUACAGAUGAAGGCCAGAGGAAUCAGUUCAUCUCUGAUCUCAGCUAAACCCAUGUCUACCGAGGUAUCUGUUGACUUGGACAGUGAUUUCAGAGGUUCUGGCUCAUCUCACAUUCAAAGCUCCGCUCUAAAACAGCAGAGUGCCAGUGGAAAUACAAGCAAAUAUUUUAGACAGCACAGACCAUCAGUACUACGCAAAGGCAACCAGCCAUUCCCACAAGCAUUUGGUGUUCACGACUGGGUUGUGAACACUGUGUGUAAGCCAGAACCUGACAGUGACCCGUCAGACCCUGUGCCACUUUACAACAGCCAGUCUGAAAGCAGACUCGGUGCCUCUGUGUCAAGCCCUCAGCCUGGCAGCACAGAGCAUACGGAGAAACACAUUUCUACUGAACAUGCUCCUGGGGACAGAUGUAUAGCCCAGCUGAGAAUGCAGAAAGACAAAGUACAAUACAUGGAGAAUCAGUUGACUGCAGAGAGACGGAAACUGCAGGCUAUGCAGUUACACCUAUUUGAUGUCACAUCUACCUCUGAGGAUGAUAUCGGUGUGGAGAACCCGGGACAUCUGUCAGGACAUCUGUCACGACUCCUGCAACCUGCAGCAUUUCAGAACGCAAAUGGUGUUUAUGACAAUGAGAGAGCAGCAGCUGAAGCGUUAACACAAGGAUUCUGGCAGAUCUCUACCUCACAAGUUAUACCAGGGAUUAUCCCCAGUUUUGAGUAUUAUAAGUUCACAAAUAUUAGGCCACCUUUCACCUACGCCUCCAUGAUACGAUGGGCCAUCCUGGAGUCCCCUGAGAAGCAGCUUACUCUGAAUGAAAUCUAUCAUUGGUUUACCCGCAUGUUUUUCUACUUUCGUCACAACACUGCCACAUGGAAGAACGCUGUCCGGCAUAACCUCAGUCUUCAUAAGUGCUUUGUGCGUGUUGAAGGCAGGAAAGGUUCUGUUUGGACUGUGGAUGAAGAGGAAUUUCUGAGAAGAAAAGGACAAAGGUUUCACAGGGACCAGGAUAUGGGCUGGAUGGCACCUUUUCACCUGUUUCCUGUGACUCCACAAAAUGAAACUCCUCAGAUGUGAGGCUCAAAUGGACUCAUUAAGAGACCGCAACAACAUUUCAACCACUAACAAUAUUUUUUUAUUGUAAGAAUGAUAGAUAUGAUUGUUUAAAAUGGUUGUUUGUAAAUGUAUACAGUAGGUGGCAGUCUAUUUCAAACCUAAUUAUGUUUUUCUUUUUUGGAAAAAGUGUAAGGAAUCAAUAUGUAGUUUACAUAAUCCAAAAAUAAAGUUAAGAAGUGGGUGUUCAAACUUAUUAUCCUUCUUGCAUGUAAAUUUACCUAUAAAAAGUACAAGUACAUACAUUUUUAUAAUGCCUACAGAGAUACAUCAAUGAUAUGAAUGGUAUCCUAUGUAAAUGCAUUUAAUAUGGUGCUUAAUUCAAUAUUGAUAGCUAUGCUGUUAAACAAUAACUGUAUAUUAAUGUCUUAAAAUAUUAUAAAUCCAAAUAAAGGCCAAAAUGUAAACGCAA
Carassius gibelio (silver crucian carp) is the source of this 2250-nucleotide messenger RNA. Its product is annotated as forkhead box protein P3-like. Gene Ontology annotation, cellular component: nucleus. The record is from RefSeq and is a predicted model, not a curated record. Gene Ontology annotation, molecular function: DNA-binding transcription repressor activity, RNA polymerase II-specific; RNA polymerase II cis-regulatory region sequence-specific DNA binding. Gene Ontology annotation, biological process: regulation of transcription by RNA polymerase II. The transcript is spliced from 12 exons. Bases 630 to 1802 code for a protein of 390 amino acids. Lineage: Eukaryota; Metazoa; Chordata; Actinopteri; Cypriniformes; Cyprinidae.